CAUCCCCAUUUGCUCCGUGUCAGCAGCCUCAUCCCCACCCGACCCCUGCAACCUCGAGCUCCUCUACCACAGUCAGUGGCGAGCUCAUGGCUGACAAUACCAGAUCGGACCGAAAACCUAGCCUUCUAGGAGGCGACGACCGGCCGGCUGACACCGGAGACGAGGCCAUGUUCCUGGACCUGGAGGUGCCUCACGAAGCCGACCUCUCCUGGGUGGAGCGAGGAUUGCUCUCUGCUCUGGGGGUGCCCCUCGAACAGACUCCCCCAACUGACCCGGCUGGUGGUGAAUUGGCUGUUGGUUCAACUGGAGACUUGUAUUACAUACCAUCUGGAACACCAGAGAAGUUGGACGACUCUCUGGGGGACCAACUUUGGAGUCGUAUGGGGUGGGAUGAACAAGAUUUCGUCGUCAAUGUCGAGAAAAAACAGGAUUCAGAUGAUGAUACUCCCCUCUGAUAAUUUCCAAGUAUAUUGUCUUAUUUAUAUCAUGUGCAGCCAAUACAUAAAUUAUAUAAGAAAUCCCUUCUCGGCAUUUGAUAGCGGUCUUUCUCCUGUUGCUUGCCUAAUUCACGCGCUACUUCUUCAUCAGUUUCUUUAGAGUUGCCUGCUGUAAUACGGGGAAAAAAAAUAUUCAGCAGAGAUGAA
Messenger RNA from Lolium rigidum, 644 nucleotides. RefSeq lists its product as uncharacterized. NCBI's taxonomy places the organism in Eukaryota, Viridiplantae, Streptophyta, Magnoliopsida, Poales, Poaceae. Bases 87 to 455 code for a protein of 122 amino acids. The transcript is spliced from 4 exons. The record is from RefSeq and is a predicted model, not a curated record.